CUAUUUAUGGUGCUUUGCCUUGAUGGCAUUCUUGGUGUGCUUCGGCAGGUUUGCGGGGAUGUCAGGGAUCUGCAAUCCAAAGAAUGAACACACUCGCACACAAGCACACUCACAUGAAUGAGAUAGCAGCGUACCUUUCUAUCAUUGACGACUGCCUGACUGAUUUGCCAGUCACGUAGGGCUUCAAACGGUGGCGGACCUACAUCAAAACCGCCGUGCCUUGUUGUAUCUGGCUUUUUCGUGAAUGUGCUGAACCUCCAUGAAGCACGACCAGUACUGAAGAUACGCACACGCACACAUACACAAAUGCACCAACAGGCGAUGCACUAGUUGCACGUCUCGUUUGUAUAUGGAUCACUUACUGCCUCCUAGUGCCCACACAUCAACCUUGUCCGAAUCUGUAUUUGUGGACGCAAAAAUAUAUGAUGUUGCUGUUUCAUCCAGUAUUUCGCGCGCACAACUGUUGCGAAAUGCUUCGGGGGCCAU
Messenger RNA from Vitrella brassicaformis, 486 nucleotides. The record is from the annotation of a GenBank genome assembly. NCBI's taxonomy places the organism in Eukaryota, Vitrellaceae.